Colletes gigas is the source of this 3359-nucleotide messenger RNA. RefSeq names its product RNA-binding protein lark (gene lark). Lineage: Eukaryota; Metazoa; Arthropoda; Insecta; Hymenoptera; Colletidae. The transcript is spliced from 6 exons. The coding region runs from base 253 to 1194 and encodes 313 amino acids. Gene Ontology annotation, cellular component: cytosol. Gene Ontology annotation, molecular function: zinc ion binding; mRNA binding. The record is from RefSeq and is a predicted model, not a curated record.
GAAUGCGGCAAGUAAGACGCCAUUGCUAGAUUGCGUUUUCUUGUGUAAAGACGUGCGUGUGUCGGAUAUCGGCGUCGGUUAAAAGUCGUUGAUUAAUAAGUCGUUCGUCACGGUAAUCUUUGAUUAGUGCUACGAUAAAACGUAACGUGCGUGAACGUAAGGAGUGUACGUAUCGAUCGAGAAGGAAACGUAAUUAUAUACGCUUCGUAAAAUUCGUGCGCCAUUUCGACAAGGUUCUAGAACGAGCCGAAAAUGCCGGGUUUUAGUAGUGUUGGCACGUUUAAAAUCUUCAUCGGUAAUUUAGCCGACAAGACGUCAAAUGCCGAUAUUAAACCGUUAUUCGAGAAAUACGGAAAGGUCGUAGAGUGCGAUGUGGUCAAAAAUUAUGGAUUUGUGCAUAUGGAAAACGAAGAGGCAGGAAGAAAUGCAAUACAAAAUUUGAAUGGACAUAUAGUUCAUGGGCAGCCAAUCAAAUGUGAGGCUGCAAAAAGCCGUAAAGGACCUAACACUCCUACGACCAAAAUAUUUGUCGGCAAUCUGACAGAUAACACAAAAGCGCCACAAGUUCGCGAACUUUUUGCCAAAUAUGGCACAGUUGUAGAGUGCGAUAUUGUGAGAAAUUAUGGAUUCGUCCAUCUAGAAGCAACAGGUGAUGUCAACGAUGCCAUCAAGGAGCUGAAUGGACAGAUGGUUGAUGGUCAACCCAUGAAGGUUCAAAUUUCCACGAGCAGAGUACGACAGAGGCCAGGAAUGGGAGAUCCUGAGCAAUGCUAUCGAUGCGGUCGCGGCGGCCACUGGUCCAAGGAAUGCCCCAAAGGAGGAAUGGGAGGAGGACCGGAUAGGAAUGGAUACAGAGACCGAAUGUUUGGACGCGACCCGUAUCCUCCACCGCCGCCACCACCGUUCCUUCGGGACCGGCUGAUGGGUGGUGGCCGCUUUGGAGACUACGAAAGCUACUACGACAGGAGGGGCUUCGAGGACACCAGGGACCUCUACGAGAGGCGGUUUACGGGUAUGGGAUCCAUGCGCGACACUGGCUUCUCCCGUGGUAACGAGUACGGAAUGUUCAGCCGCCGAUCACCCCCUCCGAGUGGCAACAACGGCCGGUUCAGCGCUCCCUAUUACGUACAUCACUCAACCGGGAGUGGCGCGGAGGCCUGGGAUGAAGAAACGUUCCUAAGGAAUGCGAACUAGAUUUCUUGAUCGCACUACCGCGAGCCAGGAUGCGAUCUACAAUUUUAACGAACUCUCGUACCGCUGUAGAUAGAAAAAAAAGGGCUGGCGCGAUUUUCAGGAACGGCGCCUAUCGAUUGUCUUUGAAACGUCUCGUAAGUAGAAACCAGCUCUCCAGACGAAUUGGACAGUAAGUUUUUGUAUAUCGGCGUUUCUAAUAGUUGUUAAGGCCAGUUUCAUAGACACGCUUGUUAAAAAAAGAAAAAACAACGGCCCGUUUUUCGUGUAUCAGUUCUGGUUUAUUUGACUCUGAUAAAUUUCGUUGAUUCCAAUCACGUUUGUUUGUUUCUUUUUUUUCAAUAGACGAACCGUAAAUAUGUAAUUUAGUUUACGAAGAAUAUCUCGAGAGUUGCAUCGCGAAUAGCGGUUUAGAGAAAUAACAUUCUAUAGUUGUACACGAGAGAGAAAAAAAUAUGUGUGGUACGACACUCAUGUGCGUUUACGUAUUGUUUUAAAGUAUCGAUUGAAAUGUGUGUACAAGAUCUCAUUUGAUUCGUAGGUAAUUCAUUUCGUUGCUAUUCAUAGCAAAGAAUUAUUCUCUUAUGUUAUUGACUGUAAGAUAUGAUCGUUGCUUUUCUUUUUCUCUUUCUAAUUGUGUGUAAUUGUAUCGAUCCUGUUUAUGUGAUCAGAGUUUUCAACGUCAUUUGGUAAAUUGAACGAAAUUGCGUUAAUUUAGAUUAAAGUACGCUUCAAGUUCUAAGAUGUUUGCUUAUCUCAGAAGUUUCAUGAAACCGGCCCCAUAAAAAAACAAAACAAAAAAAAAGAAAGGAGAAAAAAACAGAAAACAAAAGUUGUUUAUGCGAGGAGAUGUCGCACAAAACUAGUAUGAAUAUGUGAUUGUUAUACAUGCUCCGAAAUUACGAUCCAUAGUUCUUGAAGUUGACUUCUACUCACGAGGUUCAAAGCUUUUCAUGUAUGUAAAUCCACUCGCAAAAACUUUCAAAUAGAGAAACAGUUGAUUGAACUUCUCAAUCGUUCUAAAUACUUUGAAUUUGUUGUUGCACGUUACCUUAUUUAUCCUACAUGUUCCCAGCCUGGGCUGCAAACGGCUCGUUCACAAAUUUGUAACUUUUUGAAAGUCGCAUGGGUUAAAAAUCCAGUCUAACGCUGCCUGCCUCAUAUGACUGGCUAAAACAAGAAAAGAAAACUAAUAAAUGAAAAAGAUUCAAUGUUCUAUCGAACGCUACGAAUUUUGUACGACACGCGUGUAUUAAUUUAAUUAGAUCUCUUUCUAGCGAUGGUACCUCGUAUCGAAUAAAGCGGAUAGAAAUACACAUCGCUACUUCACAUUCGAAUUCUGUAGGGUGGAAUUUAAAUAAUAGGCAGCUAUGGCAGGAUAAUAGGGUAGAUCCUAAUUAAGAGUAGUCUAAUUAACAGCAGCAGUCGUCUCGCUAAGUGUUGUUAGGGAUUCUAUGAACGAUUCUCGAUCCAUGCGUUCACAAAGGCCUCUCGAUGACCUCUUACGCUUUUAAGAAAGCUCAAAUUCAGUUUCUCACCCGCCUCAUACGUUACUUAUAUAUGUACUUCGUUGGCAUUAGGGUAUUCGAGGUUUGCACAGGCAGGUACUCCACGUUGUGAUGGUAUUGUUCUUCGUAAAUACACACUCUUCCAUUUUAGUAGUGGUACGUCGAUGGUUUGAUAGAGUCUUCUAGUGCCUUGAAUUGCCACGUAAUGCUGCUUAUAACGGAGUUUCUCUGGAUACGUGUCGUAUGAAAUAGGUGCUUAAUCGUAGAAGACACGAGGAAAUUUACAUCACUAUUUUUUAGAUGGACGUUUGGAAAUGUCGUUUGAAAUUCGAUCUAUUUUAGUAAUCUUGAAAAAUUGAGAAAGUAUUUUGUUCCUAGAUGAUAUACCAUUCAGCCAAAAUUCUUCUCACGUUUCCUCGUAUCUCUCUCGUAAUUCGGUAAUUAUUUCAUACGGCGCUUAUGUAGAUAUACCCGUACGCAGUAGUAUGUUUCUCUAUUCCUGACCCUUUUUAACAGUCAUAUUAGGCAGCACGCGGUCAUGUGUUUCUUGCACGUUGAAAAUACAGGGACUAAUUCACAAAGUUAAGCCUUGGACAAGGGAGCAAGUAUGGUAUAUGUUGAUCUGAUCAUUCGUAGACUCGAUUAUUUAUUAUACCGCUG